This is a messenger RNA of Tigriopus californicus, 1536 nucleotides long. Its product is annotated as BOS complex subunit NCLN-like. Gene Ontology annotation, cellular component: endoplasmic reticulum membrane. NCBI's taxonomy places the organism in Eukaryota, Metazoa, Arthropoda, Copepoda, Harpacticoida, Harpacticidae. Gene Ontology annotation, biological process: regulation of signal transduction. The record is from RefSeq and is a predicted model, not a curated record.
CUUUGGACGGGUGGAAGAUUUUGAGUGGGCCAAAGUGGUAACGUCUGCAGAUUGGGUUGGGAUAUCCAUGGAGUUUAAUCUGGUAUUUAUGAUUGUUACCCGUUGUCGAUGAGGAAAAAAAGUGGUCUACAGGAGGAGAGGGCCGAUCGGAGCUUGGCCGUGACAAAUUCUUUUAAGGUUUCGUUCCUGAACCGGCUGGGCUCAUCCGGAUCGGGCCAGGCCAGAUUCGAAACUUGAGGCGGUGGCAAUCCGAAAAUGCUCACCGACCAAAGUCUAGUCUCCAUUCAGGGAUAUUUAGCCGGUAAAACCGAGCCCGAGACCUUGCCCACCGUCAUGAUCGUGGCACAUUAUGACGCCAGUGCGGCCCCGGACUUAGCCUACGAGCCGAUGUCCAAUGGGAGUGGCGUGUCCGUGCUCAUGGAGUUGGCUCGGCUUUUCGGCCAGUUAUAUCAGACGCCGGAAACGCAGCCUGAUUAUAACAUGGUGUUCUUGCUCUCGGCCGCGGGCAAGAUCAACUUUCUGGGCAGCAAGCGCUGGUUGGACGAGCAGAAGGACAUGCAAGACCAACAAGCGAAGAAUAUCAUCUCCAAUGUGAAACUAGUCGUCUGUUUAGACAGCCUUGGCUUGGGUCAAGCCCUCAAGAUCCACGUGUCCAAGCCCCCAAAGAAGGAUCAUCGCUCACAAGUUCUUCACGAUCUCCAACGACUCAGCCAAGACACGAAGCGAUUCUCGGAUUUAAACGUGGAGUUGGUUCACAAAAAGAUCAACCUGGCCUACGAAUCAUUGGCUUGGGAACACGAGCGAUACUCCAUAGCCAAAUUAAGUGCCCUCACGCUCUCGCAUCACGAGAGCCCUUUCGGUUUGGACCGGACUUCCAUCUUGGAUCGAGACAUUGAUCUGGCCGUACUCGAGCGGAAUACUCAAGUCUUGGCCGAGACUUUGGCCUGCACCAUGUAUACUCAAGAGGGAUCCAAUUGCAUGGGUCCGGAUCAAACCGAAAUGACUCGCCCGAAUCGAGAGCAUCUCGCGCAUUGGACGGCGGAAAUGCCCGCUCAACCUCGAGGCACGCCCUUAUUGACGGGGGAGAAGAAUCCUUUUGUGAUGAAAUUGUUCAAGUCCCUCGACAAGUUGGUCAUGAAGACCCGCAAGGUCGUGGCCAAGCGUGACAAACGUGAUCCCGAGUUCACGUUCUACGAUCAACACAACGCGACGAUGAACUCCUACAAGGUCAAACCCGCCGUCUUCGAUCUCGUCCUCACCGUGGCCAUUGGCUCAUACUUGGGCUUGUGUACUUGCUGUUGAGCUAUUCCAACGCUUUAUACUCGAUUCUAGCCUCCCUGGCCACGAAUAAGAAGACCAAGAGCGUUUCCAACGGGUCUCCUAACGGCAGGGUUAAGAGUCAUUAGGUCUGGUCGCUUUGUUUUAGGCAUUAUUAUGAUACCAAUAAUGAUUACAUGAUCAAUCAGUUACGAUUCUUUGGUGAAGUCGACCAUUCAUUUCGGCGAAUAAACCUCCUGUUGAGUAAAAUAUUGAAAA